This is a messenger RNA of Striga asiatica, 1285 nucleotides long. The record is from the annotation of a GenBank genome assembly. Lineage: Eukaryota; Viridiplantae; Streptophyta; Magnoliopsida; Lamiales; Orobanchaceae.
CGUUAUUCUGGGCCUAGAACUAUCUGACCAGCCCAUUAAAUACUGGGCCUACAUCACCGCCCGCCUAAUCAUUUCUAUAUAUAAUCCGACCAUUUCAGGUCGUCUAGGGUUAGGUUUUCUGGUUUUGAUCAUCGGGUGAUAAGACUUGAAGAAGCUCGCCAUGGGGAGAAGACCUGCUAGGUGUUACCGUCAGAUCAAGAACAAGCCUUACCCAAAAUCACGAUACUGCCGUGGUGUACCUGACCCUAAGAUCAGGAUUUAUGAUGUGGGCAUGAAGAAAAAAGGUGUGGACGAGUUCCCGUUUUGCGUGCACUUGGUCAGUUGGGAAAAAGAAAAUGUAUCUAGCGAGGCUUUGGAAGCUGCCCGUAUUGCUUGCAACAAGUACAUGACCAAGUUUUCUGGAAAGGACACCUUCCACCUGAGGGUGCGGGUACACCCUUUCCAUGUUUUGCGUAUUAACAAGAUGCUUUCGUGUGCUGGAGCUGAUAGGCUCCAAACUGGUAUGAGGGGUGCUUUUGGCAAGCCACAGGGGACAUGUGCUCGUGUGGCCAUUGGUCAAGUCCUUUUGUCUGUACGCUGCAAGGAUGCAAACAGCCACCAUGCUCAGGAGGCUCUGCGCCGUGCGAAGUUCAAGUUCCCUGGUCGUCAGAAGAUCAUCGUUAGCCGGAAAUGGGGAUUUACCAAAUACAACCGCACUGAUUAUCUGAAAUGGAAAUCGGAGAAUAGGAUUGUUUCUGAUGGUGUUAAUGCCAAGCUUCUUGGAUGUCAUGGACCUUUGGCGAAUAGGCAACCCGGAAGAGCUUUCAUUUCAGGGCCUGUCCAAGGAUGAGAACCUGAUGAUGAUUCUUGGAGAUCAAAUGUUAUUGUUUCUGGAUAUUUCAGAAUUGUGUUUGUUGUUUAUUUGAACCAGCACAUAUCUUCUAGACAUUUUGGAUUGAAAUGCAGUGUUUUAAAUUUGUCUCGACUUAAAUUUAUCAAUAUUAUGAGUGUUAGUGCACCACUCUUACAUGAAUCAUGUUUCGUUAUAGUUCGCAUAAGUGCUCUUGGUCUGUUCUAUUUGACCGUAUUACUGUAUGUUCCCCAAUAUUAAGUUUGUUUAGUCUUAUUUGAUAUAUUGAUCAAGAUUCCUGAAGCACAGCUGAAUUGAAUUUUGAAUUGUUAAUGCAUACAAGAGAAUCUGAAGCUGCGAGCUAAAAAUCGAUGAAAUUAUAACUCAAAUUCCAAACUGAAUAAUGACCUGAAAGUUGAAAGUUGAAACAUGCUCUUUAUCGAUUGAGGAUAACUG